Mytilus californianus (California mussel) is the source of this 6444-nucleotide messenger RNA. RefSeq lists its product as uncharacterized. Bases 104 to 6151 code for a protein of 2015 amino acids. The transcript is spliced from 5 exons. Gene Ontology annotation, molecular function: protein binding. The record is from RefSeq and is a predicted model, not a curated record. Lineage: Eukaryota; Metazoa; Mollusca; Bivalvia; Mytilida; Mytilidae.
UGGUAGCCAUUUUGAGAAGGGUUGAACAACUGGUUUUGUUUUGAAUUGGAAUAGUAUUUGAACAUUUUAUAAGUGUUUCAAUAAGGAAAUUGUGUUUGGUAGAAUGGCAUCAGCAGUACCAGUAUUAUCAAGGGAGGAAACCAAUUUUCUUAGAGUUGCCCACUUAUUAAUAAGACUUUCACCUAAUGCUGUUAGAACUCUUUUCAAUAGAGAGUUUAAUCCAGGUGGAUUGAAAUCAGUUUUCUCACAGAACUGGACGAAACUGGAUGGGCUGAAAAAGAAACAUGUCAUAACACUUGCGCAAUGGAGUUUAUUGUUUCCACCAGGUUCCGAUCCGAAAUCGAAUGACUUCGACCUAACAUUGAUGGUGUGUUUACUUCGAAACCUAACUACGAUAACUAUACAGGACCAACUACCACUACCAUGUGACUUGAGUGAAGGAGCGGCUGUAUCGAGAAUCAAAUUUUACAGAAAUCAAAUUGCUCAUUCUGACUCGGGCGCUAUGUCUGAAGCAGACUUCAGUACAACAUUUGCUAUAGUUUCUAAGGCUAUAGAAAUUAUCUGUCCAACGAUGAAGGCAGAUUGCAUCAUAUUACAAAAUGCUGACCUAGAUUAUUCAUUUCAUGAAAUCUAUGUAGAAUUUGUAAAAAAAGAAAAACAAAUGGAGGAACUCAUUGCUAAAGUUGAAACCCUGAACUUGGAUAGAUAUAAUACACAAUCUAUUCAAAUCGAAGAAAUCUCAGAAUGGAAAUUCAAAUUAGAGAAGUUUUAUGUGACUGAAGCUGCUACCAGAUUAAUUGAAGUGGUUAAAAACAAUCAAUGCAUUAUUAUAACAGGUAUAGCCGGAUCUGGCAAAUCUUCGUUGGCUUAUUAUGUGGCCUUGCACAUGCAAGAAACAGAAAACUACGCAGUAUUACCUAUUUGGUUACCAUCAGAAUUACUAAAAAUGUCAAAUUCUAAUGCCAAACAACUUUUUAUUUUUGAUGAUGUUUUUGGUAAAUAUUCAUUGGAUGAAUUCAAUCUUAACUGCUGGGAAAAAGAGACGAGGCGUAUUAAGAAGUUAUUGAGUAAUAAAGUCCAUAAAGUAAUGGUGACAUGUAGAUCCUAUUUAUAUGAUUUGGUAAGCGAUUGCGUAUCUUCUCUAUCAUUUGCGCAUUUUAACUUGCAAUCAAAUGAAAUAAAUUUAUCUUUAGUGGAAAAAAAAAAAAUCGCCAAGCUGUAUCUUACUAAUGAUGUUAUAUGUCAUCUGACUGAUGAAACAGUUAUGAUGUACAAUUUUUUCCCUUUACUAUGUGUAAUGUUUAAGGAAAAUAAGAUGGAUGAUGUUGAUUUCUUUCGAAACCCAAAGCAGUUUAUAGAGAACGAAAUUGAAAACUUUAAAAGUAAAAAGGACGUAUCGUUCAUAGCUCUAGCACUCUUGGUUUUAUGUAAUAACUCGAUCAAGAAAGAUGGUCUUCAGAUUGAAAAAGAUAAAUACGAUAGUAUGUUGAAAGAUUUAUUUGAUGAAAUGGAUACCAGGAAAUCCCUAUCAAAAACUUCAAUUUUGUCAAAUCUUCAAAAUCUGAAAAACAUGUAUCUUACAGAAACAGAAUCUACAUUCUGUACAAAACAUGAUAAAAUUUUUGACAUUAUUUCUCAUACUAUAGCAAACUUUAUAAUUCGAUGUAUUUUAAAACACGGAGAAUCGGCUUUCAUUAGCAGUAGGUGUCAAUUAAACUCCCUCAACGAACAACAUGGUGACUGUACCAUUUUGAUUACAAAUGAAUUAGAAACCAUGUUUUUCAAACGUAUAUUAAAUGACAUUGAAAAUGGUUACACAUGGGAAGUUUUUGCUAGCCUUCAAAUGAAAUUUGAAAACUAUAGAAAUUUGUUUAUGCAAUACUUAGUGAAGAUGAGUCCAAAAUUUUCUUCGUCAAUAAAUGAUUUCACAACUCCAUUACAUUUCACUGCGGCCAAAGGUUAUUAUGAUAUUUCAAAGUUUUUACUUGAAAAAAACAGAGAACAUGUAAGUUUCCUCGAUGAUUACAAUAGAUCUCCUUUACACCAAGCCGCAAUGAACGGACAUCAUGACAUUUUACAGCUUCUUCUUAGAAAAGGUGCCAGAAUUGAUCAGACAGACGCUGAAGGGUACACCCCUCUGCUUCAAAGUUGCGUUUAUGGAUAUUCGAUAGUCACAGAAGAACUGAUAAAAAAUAAUUCAAGUGUAAACAUAUGUGGCAAAGAUGGUUGGUUUCCACUGCACAUGGCAGCGGCCGAUGGAAAUACUGUCCUUAUCAAACUUCUAGCUAGUCAUAAGGCAGAAUUGAAUAAGCAAAUGAAUAACGGUAUGACAGUUCUGUAUAUAGCUUGUAAUUUUGGCCAUUUUAACGCAGUAAAAUUAUUAAUCGACAGCAAAGCCGAUGUUACAAAAUGUGAAAAUAAAGGAUGGUCUCCGUUACAUGUAGCUUGCCUGCAAGGGUUUAACGACAUAGCUAAAGUAUUGAUUCUUUAUGGUGCAGACGUAAAUAAAGGAAAUAAUGCUGGAGAAACACCACUGUAUUUGACUUGUAUAGGAAAUCAUACGAAUAUAGUCAAACUAUUACUUGAGCACGGUGCUGCAAUUAAUACAUGCUAUAGGAAUGAUAAAACACCAUUACAUAUUGCUUGUGAAAAAAGUAAUGAAGACAUGGUGAAAUUGAUGCUACAUCACAAAGCUGACCCAAACAAGUGUGACGACGAUGGAUUAAGUCCAUUACAUGUAGCUUCAUGUAACAACCAUACGAAAAUAGUUAAAUUGAUAUGUGAUAACAGUGCUGUAUUGGCAAAUAUUUCAAAUAACAAAGGACAAACGCCAUUGCAUGUUGCUUGUCAAAACGGUAAUAAGGACAUAGUCGAAUUACUAUUAAAAAACGAUGCUUCAUAUAAUAAUUCAGAUGGACAUGACUGCACUCAACUACAUCCUAUCUGUUCAAAUGAACAGAAAAACGUAGCCGAGAUUACAGUAAAAGGCGGUGAUGCAGUGAAUGUAUGUGAUAAAGAUGGAGACACUCCAUUACAGAUUGCUGCAAUUCUUGGUGAUACAGCUCUGAUAAAGAUUUUAAUAGAACAUGGAGCAGAUGUAAAUUUGUAUGCGCGUGAAGACAUAACUCCGAUCAAUGCUGCUUGUCAACUAGACCAUUUAGAAGCAGUGAAAAUGCUGAUACGUUAUAAAGCUAGCGUAAACAAAUGUGAUCGAUAUGGGUUCUGUCCAUUACAUAUAGCUUCUCUUUGUAAUCAGAAGGAAGUUGUGGCAUAUCUAUGUGAUUCCGGUACCGCAGAAGUCAACCUGUCAAAUAAAAAAGGUAAAUCCCCGUUACAUUUUGCCUGUGAAAAAGGUAAUGCCGACAUAGUAAAACAAUUAAUCACACAUGAUGCUUCCAUUAAUCAUUGCGAUGAAAGAGGUUAUACUCCUUUACUUUCAGCUUGUUUUGGACUGUUGAUCAAAAAGAGGACAGCAGUUAAUGAAGUAGGUCAGACUAAUAUAACACCAAUACGUACGCCUUGUUACAAUCAAUAUAAUGACAUUGCCAAAGUAUUACUUGAAAAUGGUGCAGCAGUCAACAGCCAUGGUGAAAAUGGGAGAACGUCACUACACUAUGCCGCUGAAGAUGGAAAUACAGAUCUCAUUGAAAUUUUGAUGGAACAUGACGGAGAUGUAAACUUUCAAAUGAAUAAUGGAAUGACGCCUAUUUAUAUAGCUUGUGCGUAUGAUCAUUUAGAAGCAGUUAAGAUGUUAAUAAGUUAUAAAGCUGACAUAAACAAAUGUGAGAAAACUGGAUGGAGUCCAUUACAUUUUGCUUCUUAUGCCAACCAUAAGGAAAUGGUGGCAUAUAUAUGUGAUCACAGUGCUGCAGGAGUAAACCUUUCAAAAAAAGAAGGUCUUGCUUGUCAAAAAGGUAAUAAAGACAUAGUAUCAUUAUUAUUAAAACAUGGUGUUUCUAUUGAUCAUUGCAAUGAAAAUGGAUCUACUUCGUAUCAUUUAGCUUGUCCUGGUGGUAAUAAAAAUAUUGCAGAAAAAUUAAUUAAAGCGUGUGCAGCAGAAAAUAAAGUUAGCAAGACUGGAACCUCACCAUUACUUUUAACAUGCAACGAUAUGCAUAAUGAAAUAGCUAAGUUAUUACUCGAAAAUGGUGCAGAAGUAAACAGUCCAAAUGAACAUGGUCGAACUUCACUACACAGUGCCACUAAAAACGGAAAUAUAGAUCUCAUUAAAAUUUUGAUGGAAUAUGAUGCGGACGUGAACUGUCAAAUGAAUAAUGGAAUGACACCGAUUUAUAUAGCGUGUGAGAAUAAUCAUUUAGAAACAGUUAAAAUGUUGUUACUUUAUAAAGCUGACAUAAACAAAUGCGAGAAAUUCGGAUGGAGUCCAUUACAUGUUGCUUCUUAUUACAACCUUAAGGAAGUGGUUGAAUAUCUAUGUGAUCACAGUGCUGCAGUAGUAAACCUUUCGAAUAAAGAAGGCGAAUCGCCAUUACAUAUUGCGUGUAGUGUAGGUCAUAAAGACAUAGUAACAUUAUUAUUAAAACAUGGUGUUUCUCUUGAUCAUUACAAUGCUCAUGGAUUAACCCCAAUUCACCUAGCGUGUUCCUAUGGUAUGAAAAAUAUUGCUGCAAUGUUAAUUAAAGCGGGUGCAGCAGUUAAUAAAGUUAACGAGACUGGAAACUCGUCUUUACUUUUAGCUUGUAACUAUAGACAUAAUGAAAUAGCUGAGUUAUUACUCGAAAAUGGCGCAGAAGUAAACAGUUCAAAUAAACAAGGUCGAACUUCACUUUACGGUGCCGCUAAAAACGGGAAUACAGAUCUCAUUAAAAUUUUGAUGGAACAUGAUGCAGACGUUAACUUCCAAACGAAUAAUGGGAUGACACCGAUAUAUAUAGCUUGUACGGGAAACCAUUUAGAAGCUGUAAAAAUGUUGUUAAGUUAUAAAGCUGAUAUAAACAAAUGUGAUAAAAUUGGAUGGAGUCCAUUACAUGCAGCUUCUAAUUCUAACCAUAAGGAAGUAGUGGCAUAUCUAUGUGAUCACGGUAAUGCAGAGGUAAACCUUUCCAAUAAAAUAGCCGAAUCGCCAUUACAUGUUGCUUGUAAAAAUAUGAAUGAGGAUAUAGUUAAACUACUUUUAAAACAUGGUGUUUCUAUUGAUCAUUGCAAUGAAAAUGGAUAUACCCCGUUUCAUUUAGCUUGUUCCUAUGGUAAUAAAAAUAUAGCAGAAAUAUUCAUCAAAGAGGGCGCAGCAGUUAAUAGGAUAAACGAGACGGUAAAAUCGCCAUUACAAUUAGCUUGUUACCAUAGGCAUAAUGAAAUAGCUAAGUUAUUACUCGAAAAUGGUGCAGACGUAAUUAAUCCUGAUGAACAUGGUCAAACUUCACUAUUCAGUGCCGCCCAAGACGGAAAUACAGAUCUCAUCAUAAUUUUAAUUGACCAUGAUGCAGAUGUAAACUUUCAAACGAAUAAUGGAAUUACACCUAUGUAUAUAGCUUGUAGAGAAAACCAUUUAGAAGCAGUUAAAAUGUUGUUAAGUAAUAAAGCUGACAUCAACAAAUGUGAUAAAAUUGGAUGGAGUCCAUUACAUGUAGCCUGUCAUUACAAAUAUUACGAAAUAAUUGUAUAUCUAUGUGAUCACAGUGCUGCUGUGGUGAACAUCUCUAAUAAGGAGGGUGAAACGCCAUUACAUAUUGGCUGUGGAAAUGGCAAUGGAGAUAUUGUAAAGUUAUUAUUAAAUCAUGGUGCUUCCAUUAAUCAUUGUGACAAAGCGGGCUUCACUUCGUUCCACGAAGCGUGUUCCGAAGGUAAUAGCAAUAUAGUAGAACUGUUAAUCAAAAAGGAUGCAGCAGUUAAUCUCCCUGAUAGAACUGGUAGAACGCCAUUAUAUAUAGCCUGUAAAAACAGAUGUACAAAUGUAGUAGAAUUAUUACUGAAACAUGGAGCAAAUGUUAAUAAGUUUGAAUCCGAAGAAUGCUGGACACCUCUGCAUGUUUCAGCGUCAUCCGGACAUACGGGUAUUACAGAAUUGUUAUUGCAAAAUAAUGCAACUGUAAAUGUAGUAGAUCGAAACGGACAUACUCCUUUUUACUACGCUACUGAAAACAUUUUCGGUGGUAUUAUAAAGCUUCUUGUUAGCCAUGGAGCCAUUUAAAGCAACAGUGAUGUUCAAAACACAAAACAAAAAUACGGAAACGUUGUGUAAUUCAAUGAGCACUAGGGCAUACUAGAGACUGCAAGGAAUGUAUGUAUAUUUUUACCUUGAUUUGUUUAAAAUAUGUUAAUUUAUUACUAUUUUAUUACUAAGUUUUUUUCACAUGUCCCAAAUAAGGAAGUGGAACUUACAGAGUGAGCUGAAGUUCUAACUUAUCAACAAUUUUAGACUGUACAAUAAUUUUUGUGACUAUCAUUAUUUAUUUAUGAGCACAAUACAUUUCAUGACUACAA